Molecule: messenger RNA, 891 nt
Organism: Insectozyma verbasci
Lineage: Eukaryota; Fungi; Ascomycota; Pichiomycetes; Serinales; Debaryomycetaceae
Source: the annotation of a GenBank genome assembly
AUGUCGGGUAUGGCGAUUUCAUGGAAUGCUUUGAAAAUUUUCAAUUCGGAUGUAAAGUCCAAUGAUAAAUGUAUGCCUUUUUUAAAAAAAACUAUAGAUGAACCCAAGUUUAGUAAAUUUGAUAAACAAACACGUUCAAUGGGGAAUGGUAUAUCUGGCAAGGUAGAGAUCUAUAAAUCUAAAAAAAUUGCCAAUUUCAAUUAUGCGGUGAAAACAUACCAUGCUAAAGAAGACUUUGAUUCAAAAGCUGAAUAUCGAGAAAAGGUAUUACAUGAAUACAGAAUUCUAUCAAGUUUACAUAAUGAUUAUAUUAUAAGAGUAUUUAAGUUCGAAGUGUCAAUCCCUGGUACUACAAUUAAAUUAUAUUUGGAGGCUGGUUCAGAUUUUAGCUCAUUAAUACCACAGUUAUCAAAGGUUGAGUUAUUCAGUUAUUGGAAACAAUUAUGUUUUGGAGUGUUAUACUUGCAUUCAUUAGAUAUAUGUCAUCGAGAUUUGAAAAUAGAGAAUUUAGUGCUUGUUAACAAUACACUCAAAAUUAUUGACUUUGUAACAGCUCAUAAAGUAAUUGGAGAUUCCAUUGGCUUAGUUGGUAGUCCUAAAUAUGCGGCUCCUGAAACAUUCAAGUAUUUAAAUUAUGAUGGUAAAGCUGCUGAUGUAUGGUCUAUUGGAAUAUUAUUUUACUAUUUUGCAACUUUGCAAUUUCCUUGGAAAAUGGCCAAAUUAGAAGAUAAUAGAUUUAAACUGUAUAUUGAUGGUAAACUGAUACUAGACAUACUACCGAAUGAAGUAAUCGACUUCAUAAGUGGAGUUUUAGAAGUCAACCCGAAAAAACGAGUCAAAAUUUCUGACUUCUUUUUCAACCCAUGGUUUGAUUCAAUAACAAUAAAUUAA